AUCAAUGGAUUCGAGAAAUUGGCCCUUACAAUGUGGUUCAAAUUGUCACAGACAAUGCAAAAAUUUUUGGACUCGCAAAGACGAUGAUGGAGCAACGGUACCCCCAUAUAUUUGCAACUGCAUGUGCUACUCAUUGUCUUGAUCUUAUUUUGGAAGAUUUUUCAAAGAAGAUGCCAAUUAUUCAGAGAACAGUUAAGACAGCGCAGAGCAUCACUACCUAUAUUUACAACCACACUCUUUUGGUAGAUGUGAUGAAGGAAUUCACUGAUGGAAGAGAUUUAGUGAGGCCUGGUGCAACAAGAUUUGCUACAAAUUUCUUAACCUUGCAAUGCCUCCUUACUCAAAAGCAUGCACUCAGAACAAUGUUUGCUUCCCCUAAAUGGUAUGAAACUGAUUUUGCAAAGACGAAUGAAGGCAAAACAUGUUCUGAAACAAUCUACCGGCAAUCUUUUUGGAAGAAUGUGGCUUUAGUUAUGAAAAUUUCUUUGCCCAUAGUGAAGCGUCUUCAAGAUCCUGCUUGUAAGAAAAUGAAGAUAUCAUUAGAUGAUUUUGAGGAUUGUAAUGAAUGGAUUGAUAUAGCAGCAGAGGAAAAUGAAGUUCAGAAUUGGGACGUUGUUGAAGAAGCACUUGGUUUAAAUGAGCCUGUUGGUCGCGAAACACGAGCAUCUACAAGUAAUCCGGUGGUUCAAGAAGUUAAUGAAGAUGAUAUUGAAGAUCUUACUAUUGAAGACCCAUCUGAUUGUGAAAUUGAUACGGGGGUUGUUUCUGACCAGACCACUCGGCUCCACGACGUGUUCGCCCGAAGCGGUCCGUAUCAUAUUGGUGCUCUCAUUCUCGAUCUCAUGGCUUCAUCCGACGUUCCAACCUCUGCGUUGACGCUUGACGAUAUUAUGCAUGCCAUCACCGACAUCCGGAAAGACUUGCAUGCCACAAAAGCCCGGGUGAUAGAACUUGCCACUGCCAAAGUCGACGAGACGGCUGAUCCACGUCGGCCGACGUUCAUGGGCUGGCGUCCGCCACCCUCUCGGACCACCUCCGGCAGCGCCGAUCCCGUGCCCCGCAUGCGCAUCGACGCUCCCCGUUUUUCGGGCGAUGACCCGACGGGCUGGAUUUUCCGAAUCCAAAAGUAUUUCGACUACUUCCUCACGCCGGAACCUGAGCGCCUACAGCUGGUCGCCAUGCUCAUCGAUCACCCGGCAUCUGAUUGGUUUCACUACUACCAAUCCAACACGUACGGCGCGACAUGGGCAGAUUUUUUGGUCGCCGUCCAGCAUCGUUUUGACCCUCACUAUUAUGAAAAUUACGUGGGUCUCUUAUCCAAAUUAACCCAGACAUCUUCAGUUUUGGACUAUGAGACAGACUUUGAGUCCCUGUUGAAUAAAGUUUCCGGAGUCCCAGAGGCAACUUUAAUAUCCAUGUUUGUGGCCGGCUUGAAGCAACCUGUCCAGAGAGAGGUGAACCUCCGUAACCCUACCACGUUGCAAUCGGCUUUCGCCUUGGCUCGUGAACUGGCCGCCUGCCAUCAAGAGGCAGCCACGGCGUUUGCUCCUCCGUCACGAAGGCCCUGGUCCAAUCGGCCGCCACCCUCGGCCGCUGCUGGUAUCCUUCCGCCUCCUUCAAUGCAUGCACGACCGAACUCCACAGAGAAUCGUCAGGCAGACCGUCCCUCACCCUCUUCAUUACCCGUGGUGGUCGUCUCCACCGCCGAGAAAGCAGAACGUAGCAAAAAAGGCCUUUGCUGGUAUUGUGAUGAAAAGUGGGAUCGAUCUCAUAAUUGUCGACGACGAUUCUUGGUGCUUAUGGGUCCCGACUCCGAAGAUCCGCCCCUUACAGAUGACAGCCCCGCGGACCAGGACGACUUUACUCCCGUCAUCUUCGGUGACGUGUCCAGUAUUCACUCUAUGUCCGGGAGCCCGAGUCCCCGUUCCCUCAAAUUGGCCGGAUCCGUCAACGGGGCAUCCGUCCAGGUUCUCUUGGACAGUGGGAGCACCCACAACUUCAUCCACCCCGGUGUGGCCGAACGCCUCGCCCUGGUCCUUCAUCCCGUGACGCCCUUCCGUGUGUAUGUGGGUAAUGGUGACUCCCUUCGCUGCUCUUACAGUUGCCCCCGUACGCCGGUAUCUCUGCAGGGCCAACUCUUUGAAAUUGACUUGUUUAUGCUCGAGGUCCAUGGUCCCGAUAUUGUCCUCGGCAUUCAAUGGUUGCAAACUCUAGGCAAAGUGGCACACGAUUAUGCUAAAUUAACCAUGGAAUUCAGUUGGAAUGGCGACACCAUCACGUUACGCGACGACUCUCCUGGACCACGCCCUGUGUCAUACAAUCAGUUAAGCGCCCUCCUUGCUACCCCCGAGCCAGUGGACCUUUACGAAGUGGUGGGUACACCUAUGGAACAGCCGCAGGUCACGGCCGCAGAUCCUCAAUUCCCCGCCGACCUGCCGGAUCCCAUCCGGUCCUUGCUCACCCAUCAUGCGCCUGUAUUCGGGACGCCCACGGGACUGCCACCCGCACGCUUCUGGGACCAUUGGGCCUCUAACCGGGCCGCGGAUGCUUUAUCACGACGUGGAGAUGACACCGAGGUUGCAGCCCUAUUCACGACCUAUGCACGGCCACUGCCCAAACUCUUAGAAGCCAUUGCUGCAGAGAACACAACUGAACAGGAACUCCUCCGGCUUUAUGAAGCCGUGGCUGCUAGAACAGCACACCCCGGGUUUACAGCCCAUUCCGGCAUCCUCUAUUAUCAACACCGACUGGUCCUGGCGUCAACCUCUUUCCUUCGUCACCAGCUGCUCACCGAGUACCACAGCUCCCCGAUGGCUAGGCACCAGGGUGUAGAACGCACAUUCCGCCGCCUCAUCACCACCUUCUAUUGGCCUGCCAUGCAAGCGGACGUACGCCGUUUUGUGGCAGCCUGUUUGGCGUGUCAGACUACCAAAUAUUCCACCCAUGGCCAGACGGAAGUCCUCAAUCGAAGCUUGGAACAAUAUCUACGUGCAUUUGUCUAUGGCCGCCUACCGCCUUCCCUCUUUCCGACGAUCUCAACUCGCUCGCGCGUGGCUUUGGUGGAGGAGCUCUUACGUGACCGCGCCGAAUUGCUCACUGAUUUGAAGAAUCACUUGGCCACCAUGCGGCAGCGAAUGACCCAGCAGGCCAAUGCUCAUCGCCGGGAGGUUACUUAUGCUAUCGGCGAUUUGGUUCUUUUGAAGCUCCGGCCAUACCGUCAACACUCCAUCGCCCGACCUCUCUCCACAAAGCUCUCUCGGCGGUUUUAUGGGCCUUUUCCCAUUCUUGAGCGGGUUGGUCCCGUAGCGUACCGUUUACAACUUCCGCCGGGCAGUCGUAUCCAUGAUGUAUUCCAUGUCUCCUUAUUGCGGCCCUUUGUGCAAACCGGCGACACUCUCCUGCCAGUCUCCUUACCGAAUGAUUUUUAUAAGGGCCGCCCCAUUUCAGUUCCCAUUAAGGUGCUCGAUGCACGGACCAUUCUGGUGGAUGGCCUCCCGCAGGACCAAUGGCUGAUUCGUUGGUCGGAUGGCGGCCCGGAAGACAGUACGUGGGAACCAGUUGUAGACAUCCGCCGCCAUUACCCUGAUCUUGGCCUUGAGGACAAGGCCGUUUCCGACCCCGGGAGGGUUGAUACGGGGUUGUUUCUGACCAGACCACCCCAACAGACCACUCGGCUCCACGACGUGUUCGCCCGAAGCGGUCCGUUCAAGCCCCGAAACGCUCAAUUCUUCGAACUGUGCGAGGAGGCUACACAGAAUGGGCUGCAAGUCACCGAUGAAGAAAUAUGGUACUCGCUAGUUGAGGGCCAUAACGCGAAGAACCGUGUUCCUGGAGUUGGUGACGACGAGCGGGAAAUGAGGAAAAUGAAUCCGUCCUCCAAACCUCGCCGUUCCCGCACGAGUAGUAGAAGCACAGCGGAGAUAUCAGCACUCAAAGAGCAAAACCAAAGGUUGCAGGAACAAAUUGAUAGUCUAACCUCGAACUUGUCACAGACGAUUCAGGAGGAGAUAAGGAAGUUAUAUGGUGGUAACCUUCCUCGACGAGGUGAUGAUGAUGGAACAAGAGGGACAUGGCAGAUCGGGAUUUGUUGAGACAUUUACGACCUUAGUUUCCUCCAUUUUAAAUGUUGAUCAAUUCUUAAACAUAAAAUAUAAAUUAGGGAUUUAAUC
Molecule: messenger RNA, 4169 nt
Organism: Cuscuta campestris
Lineage: Eukaryota; Viridiplantae; Streptophyta; Magnoliopsida; Solanales; Convolvulaceae
Source: the annotation of a GenBank genome assembly